AUGAAGUUCUCCGCUGUUGCUCUUUCGGCUGUUGCCCCCUUGGCCUCUGCCCACUACUUCUUCGAUUCUUUCAUCGUCGACGGCGUCGCCACCAAGUCUUUCGAGUACGUCCGCGACAACACCCGCCAGGCCAAGUACAACCCAACCAAGUGGGAGAAUGUCCGCGAUGACAUGACGCCCGACGUGAACGACUUCCGCUGCAACAAGGGUGCCUUCACCUUCGCCGGCAAGACUCGCACUAUGGAGGUCAAGGCCGGCUCCAAGGUCGGAUUCAAGCUCGGCGUUGGCGCCACUAUGCAGCACCCCGGCCCGGGCCUCGCCUACAUGUCCAAGGCCCCUACCACCGCUGCGGCCUACGAAGGCGAUGGAGACUGGUUCAAGAUUUACGAAGAGAGUGUGUGCAACAAGAACGGCGCCUUCACUUCUGACGCCUGGUGCACCUGGGACAAGAACUCCAUCGAGUUCACUAUUCCCAAGGACACCCCCGACGGAGAGUACCUCCUCCGCAUCGAGCAUAUCGGUGUCCACGGCGCCCACGUCGGCCAGGCCGAGUUCUACAACUCCUGCGCUCAGAUCAAGGUCACCGGCGGCGGCAACGGCACCCCCGGCCCCAUGAUCAGGUUCCCGGGCGGCUACAAGAAGACCGAUCCCUCGUUCAACUUCAGCAUCUACAACGGCUACAAGGACUACCCCAUGCCCGGCCCUGCUGUCUGGACUGGCGGCAACAGUGGCAGCGCCAACGAGACGGCCCCCGAGCCUGUUCCUGCCACAUCCUCUGCCGCCAUCGCUGCCACCUCUUCUGCUGCCAACUCUGCUGCCGCUGCUGCCACUUCUGCUGUGGCCUCUGCCGCCACCUCUGCGUCUACCGCUACGCCUACCCCUGUGAUUGUCCCCGUCAAUGGCAGCAGCAACAGCACUGCGCAGUCGUCCAACUGCAGCCGCCGCAAGAGAGCCCUUCGCCGCAGUCGUGUCUUUCGCGUCGAGCAGUAA
Messenger RNA from Colletotrichum graminicola M1.001, 990 nucleotides. Its product is annotated as fungal cellulose binding domain-containing protein. Lineage: Eukaryota; Fungi; Ascomycota; Sordariomycetes; Glomerellales; Glomerellaceae. The transcript has 3 exons. Bases 1 to 990 code for a protein of 329 amino acids. The record is from RefSeq and is a predicted model, not a curated record.